Molecule: messenger RNA, 303 nt
Organism: Prunus armeniaca (apricot)
Lineage: Eukaryota; Viridiplantae; Streptophyta; Magnoliopsida; Rosales; Rosaceae
Source: the annotation of a GenBank genome assembly
AUGCGAGAAUCCGAACCUCGUGGACAAUUUCGAAUCCUAGGAGGUGAUUCGCUGUGUGUGCAAAGAGGAGGUUGUGAUUUCUGGGUUUGGUAUGAUGUGGAAAUGUGUGAAAGGUCUAAAGUUGUGAUUUUGGGAUUGCUAAAAUCACGAGAUAAGUUGGAAAUUUCACUAGCAAAGGCUAGAUGCAGAGAGAAGGUUUUUUGGGCAACGUUGGUGGUGUUGUGGAUGCUUAUUGCAAUGUUCUUCUUUGGAGGGAAUAAUGAAUCAUAUGGAUUGAAGCUGAAAACUUUGGAUUUGGCAUGA